CUGCGCAAACUUUUCAAUCGGCUUCGUUCGGCUGGGCAUUUUGAGGGCUUUUGGAAGGACGUGAUCGCAGAUAUUGAGCGUUAGUGAUGGUGUUGAUGUGAAGAAGAGGCGUGAACGGGAGGUGCAAGGUUCUGGCGAUCAACGGAAACCUUAAAUUGUUAGCGCGGCUGAUCCCAGCCACCCCGAAAAGUCGCGCUGCGAUUUGGGUACGAGGCGGGUGCUCAUCAGAUAACGCGCGCGUAGCUCUCGACCCGACGUUCCUUUCUCAUUCCAGACGCUUCAACCUCGGACGCUUUCUUGCUUUUUGGUCAUUGUCUCCGUUCAGACUCUUGUCGCAUCGAAUCUUCCUGAGAUCCGUGCUUCCUGAGUCGAAUCAUACACUUGCUUGUCUUGAACUCUACCUACCCUCUUCAAUCCAAUUGCGACAGUACCACCAAUACCGAUCGUCAUCCCCACACCGAAUGCCUUGUUCGAUAUGCAAGCCACAGGAUCCCUCUAUCAGGAGGGGCACCCUUAUAGGGGGUUAGAAUAUAGCAAUGAAGGUACGUACUCGUGUGUUUGACUAUACUAGCUGGCUGAUAAUGCGAUAGACAUCGAAGUCCUCCAUAUGAUGGUCAAACGCGCCAUGGAACUUUUCCCAACACUUCCGUAUCGCGAGCAACUGAACACGUUCGCAUUGUUCCGGGCAUACUACGAGAUUCUUCCUAGCAUUGGUAGAGAUCCAAAUCACGAUAAUCGAUAUGCUCGCGUCUUGUUUAAGAUCGGAGGGUUACGAGGUCCUGAGACCAUGCUGAAAAAGUUUGAGCGGGUACUUGCGAAGAUGAAUAUCAUAGUCGAAUAUUAUCGCGAGGAGUAUGGCGAGGAGUGGGAGGGAGAAAACUCUAUGCGACGAGAUAAUCCGACGAUCGGGACCAUCCAAUCGAGGUACGAGGACAGGUACCAGGACACCAUGAACUCAGACAAGUUACCACGGCGAAAUUCUGAAAGUACCAAGUGGGAUUUGGGCACCGAAAACCCAUCGACUCGCCAGACCAAAAGCGCAGAUGGGGAUAUGAAUGGAGAAAGACGGGAGGAAUUUAUACGGGAAAUGCAGCGGUCGCGACCCUCAGCUCCGGUACCAGAACAAAUGAGAGAGCACCCAGCAGAAAACUCGCGCGAGCUUGUCGAAGAUUGGCUCCAUACUCACCAGGCGAAGCCGAAACGAUUCCGUGGAAGAUCUGAUAUGACAAUUGACAGUGUAGGGGCACACCAGAGCGAGACUUCGACAUCCUAUGACCGACGUAGUUCACCGCCAAUUUCGUAUUUCCCACCUUCCGACGAGUUUCCAGAUCCCAGCGACACUGCUAUAACCUCAAACGAGCUUGCAGAGCCCGAAGAGCCUGCCGAUUCGGACCAACAGACUCCUAAUAUGAUGAACAUCAAAGCAUCAGUAGUCUUUCAAUAUAAUUCAGCGUUAGCAGCGAAGCAUCAGGUACAGCAAUGGCGAGAGAGGGCUCUCGAAAUUAGGAAUCGCCGUUUACAGAUGGAGAGAGUGGCGGAUACACACGAUCGAACCGUUUUAAUGUCUGGUGCUCUGGCAGGUUGGCGUGCCCUCUCGAUUGAAAGGCGACAAGCGAAAGAAAGUGAAAUAUUUUAUGAGCAUCUGGAGGAACGCGCGGAAAAAGCCAGAGAUCUGUAUCUUACAUCGAAAGCGCUACAGCACUGGGCGAAUAACACCCAGGAGCAAGUCGCAAGGACAACAGCUGCACGAAAUCACAUUGUUGAAUCUCGAUGUUUUAAUGCUUGGCAUCAAAUCACCACAGUCAAUGAUUUCAAAGUUAAGAGGAACGUACUCAAGAAAUUCUUUGGUGUUUGGAGGAAACGCAAGGAGGAAGUCGACAGCCAUAAUUCCGCAGCUAUCCAAAUUUACCAAGAGAAUCUUGCUCACAAAGUAUAUUGGAAAUGGGUUCACGAGAUAUGGGAGAACAGGGCGUACGAGUUCUAUACAGAUGGGUUGAAAUGCCGAAUGUUUUACAGCUGGCAGUCUAAACAUCAACAAAUGUUGGAACGUGAGAGAAUUGUCGAGCAAAAUCAUCGCGACCAGAUUGCACACAACGCAUUGUUGGUCUGGAAAGAUGGAAAGGCCAAACGUAUACGACAAGAGGCGCAAGCUGCAGCAUUUUACAGAACCAAGGCUCUUAGCAAUGCGCUCAGAAACUGGGGAAAAGAGGCCCGAAUUAUACCUGCGCAGCAAGCGGUACAGUUUGAAGUCAAAGAUCGGCUCCUUCGUGGUGUACUAGCAACCUGGGCGCAUCGAGCAAAGCAAGAAAAGCGAGCCGCUGCAGUCGAUCGUGAGAAGAUUUUGAAGGAGGCGGUCGUAACCUGGCGACAUAGACUGCGACAGAAGGCGAUUGCAGACAAGGUCCAAACCAGGGUCAAGGGCGAGUGCAUGUACAAACUAGUUCUUGCUCAAAGAUGUUGUACGAUGCAAAGGGCACGGAAGGAAGUCAAGCUUCGAGGCAUCCUUCAAAAUUGGGCCGACAAAGCGAUAGAUGCACGAGAGCUUCGACUCGAUCAAGAAGCCAUAGCGGACGAAUACGCCAAACAAAAGGCCCUAAACACCAUCUUGGGUCUUUGGUAUACACGAAUGGACUAUCAAAAAGAAAUGGAAGCGCAAGCUGUGGAAUUCGCAAAUUCAAGAUUACUGGAGGAGGCAAUAACAACUAUGCUUAGACGGGCUGAGGAACAGGCACGGCAUGUUCGGGGGCUUGAGACGAGGGCUGAUGACGUAGCCUACUAUUUCAGGGCUUCGAGGGCCAUGAAAACAUGGCGAGCAGCGGCAGCAUUCUCGGUCCGCGAGAAACAAAAGGCAGCCUACAUUAAAGUCAAACGAAUCGUCAAGCUUAAUAUGGCAAGGAAAUUCUUUCGCAGUUGGCGUGAAGAGGCAAAUCGAGUCAUGGCUCUCAACCAGCAAGCAAAAGAAGUAUUGCGCAACAAAGAUAUCGUCCGUGGAAUGGAGAUGUUUGACAAAUGGAGAGCCAGAACUGCUGAUGUUGAGGAUAUGGAGGAAAUGGCACGCGAACAGCAAUUGAAGAAGCACUUGGCCAUUUGGAAAUACAGAGCUGAUGAACAUCAAAUUCUGGAGAAUGAAGCAGAAAUAAUUUACGAAGAGAAUCGGCAAAAUCGGGCCUUCAAGAAAUGGAACCUUGCAACUCUCAGAAUCCAAGCCGAUGAGAACUACGCAGUUGAUAUAAGGGAGAAGAAUGCAAAGAAGCAUUUCCGGCAGAUGUUUACUCAUUGGCAACAGGCGGCAAUAGCAGCUAGCCAGCCACGACCACCACCGCCACCUUCCCCAACCAAACGCGAACCGCAAAAGGAUCGAAGAGCAUUUAUGACAAGUAUGGUUGGGGAGGCCCAGGCACAAAAAAGACCGGCUCAGGAGCCUUUCAGUAUGACUGAGAGGCCUCGGAAACGACAUACUGAGGCUUUCGACAUGACAGGAAGAUCUUCACUGCGUGUUCCUGAGAUUCUGAGACCAGAUAGAGGUCGCAGACGACCUCUGAGUAUGUCAGAAAGAACAUAUCGACCACCAGAAACACCAAAGAUUGCAGAGCCAGACGCAAGAAUGGAAACCUGGUCUGACUUUGGAGAGGGCGAUGAGGACCUGGUUCCUCCCAGGAUACCAGGAUAUCUAAAUACACCGUCAAGACGGCGCAAGCUCUCUACUACACCCAAAGCUCCUUUGUCCACGCCGUUUGAACGGCAACUUCGAGCACAGUACGGACAACUUCAUUCCGCCCGGGGCCGAAACCGGUUGGGAAUGAGUAGUCGAACGAUCAGUGGCUUCGAGGACAUCGAAGAGGCAUCAUUUUAACGAAUAACGAAUCACGAAAUAAGAAUCACGAAUCAUGAAUCAGCAUUAUACCACGAUUGUAUAUAUCACAUCAGGGACCUGGCGCGGGAUUGAUUAGGGAAAAGGAAAGGUGCAUUGCAUUGGGGCGUUUCUGGAGAUUAGAUUUUUUUUUUUGGAUUAGUAUUGGAUACCCUCGUGUUUUGGCAUCGAAUAGAUGCAUGUAGGCGUUUUUUGGUUGGACGAAUGGGAAGGGAGGAAAAGUAGCUAUAUUCUCUGGUUGGAGGAAAUGGCUUAUCGCGAUUCCUCCGGCCGUUGUGGAGAGAUACUGCAGCGGCAUAGAUGAGCUUGAAUGUUUAGCUCUACCUACGUAAGAAUAAUUCAAAUGAUAAGAUUAUCUUGCUGAGAACGUGAAGAUAGAGUAGCACUGUGUAAGUGUAUACUUGUUGCGAUGUUGUGUACGAGUUGCCGGGUAAUCUACUAGGAUAGUAGAUUUUGUAGUUGAGGGGUUGGCAGGUUGCGUUGCUUCGUGUCGUUGAGCUGGAGGAAAAGCGUAAUUAUGACGUCCAGGCAGGAAAUUGUUUUCGUCGUGAUUGUUAGUCAUAUGAGGGGUAGUAUUGUACCUAAAGGCACCUAAAGGGCCGUUGACCAUUCAGUGCCGCUUUUUUGGUGGAGGUUGGCUUGUGUCGUGAGAGGAGUGGAGGUUGAUGAUGAUCGUACAGGUACAGCGUUGUCCAGUGCGAUUAUCGAGAUAGCAAAUUUUGUCUCGGAUUUUACUGCCCCAGAUCCCCAAAUUUCAGAAAGGCUCGAUGACCACUUUCUGGUUCUGGUCUUUUCUGUGAAGGGCACCUUAAAUGGGUGAGAUGUUCGUCAUUCGCCCAGAUCCCAAGGAUUCGAGAGAGAGACGGCGAUGGAGUUGGAGCUGGAGCUUCCCAUUGGCCCGUCGACCCCUUGCACGAGCACGAGGCUUCAGAAGUCACGGCGAGGCAGACACCAGCAACCUGAACAAGAACAAGAACGUCUUGAGAAGCAACUACGGUGACAGCAAGGAAUUCACACCUUUUGAACGCAAAUUACUUCGUCCAUAUAUCCCACGAAACCGCAGAACCACCCGCAGCAGCAACAGGACCGCGACCGUUUUUGAAGAGGAGAAAGUGCGAUGCCCGGAGCUUGGUAGUAUGCGAGCUGUGCUCCCCGGAAGGCCUAGGGCGAAGUUCCAAGCUGUCUGUACGGGGUGUUGGGAUGGACGACGGAUUAUUGUUUGCAUCCCCUCUAUCUCUUUACAGGAGAAAAAAAGGGGAUUUUCUAAUAUUUUUGGGAAUUGAUAGGCUUAUAUUACUGGCAAUGCGUUCGUUGUCUUGACUGGACCGGAGACGAUUCUGCAAACGAUAUACGAUGAUGACGAGGCCGAGCUUGACGCUAUUGCGUUCGAUGAGGCUUCGGGGAAGAUAGCUACGUGUGUUGGCGGCGAUGUGAGGAUAUACAGGCCUUAUGGGCAGGAUGAGGGGGUGCUGAAGGUAUGGAGGUCUUUACUUGGGUUUUGAGGGUGGUGUUGGGCUGACGGUUACAGUGGGCUUUGCAACAUAGUUUUUCUGUUGAAGCGCCUAAUACGAAUGAGACGACGACGCUAUCUUGGGGUGUGGCCGAGGAGAUUUUGGUGGGAGGGGCUUGGUUGACUUUGUACUCGACGUUGGAGGGCGAGAACGAUGCGCCGACUCUGAUAUAUAAACGCCAACUUGCGAAUUCUGUGAAAUUCGCACAUUUUUCUUACGAUUCGGUGUUCAUUGCUUCGACGGGGAAAUGCGAUAGGCUGGUAAAGAUAUGGAAGAGGCUUUCUUAUGGGUCGGACGAUACGCGAUUCGAUUUUAGUUACCUACCUCAUCCUACGACGGUUACGAGCAUACACUGGAGAAGACCAUAUCACCUUGAUCAGACGAUCGAUAAUGUGCUCUACACGAUUUGCGCCGAUAACAAGCUACGAAUCUGGGCACCGACGGACUCGCAUGGGUUACAGUUCUUGCAGCUCUGGGGUGAGAUUGAUUUGAAGGAAUCCAUACAACCUAGAGGACUUGGGAUGGGGGAAAUAUCCAGCGUUCGGUACGCUUUUGUUAUUGAUGGAAGGGACUUUAUACUCGCGACCGAACACGCCGUUCAAGCAAGAGCAGCUUUGAAUGAGAAGGAAGACCAUGCCCUGGCGCACUUGAUUGAGGUCGCAAAUCGAAGCCCAGAGAUCUGUGUUGUGCUUGAUGGGCUGGGAAACAUGUCUGCUUGGGGUCUGGAAAACGUAGGUUGCAAAGCAAGACAGACAACGAAUAUUUUCAACGUUGCUCAUGUGGACGGUUUGGAAAUUGGGCUUCCGAAUUUUCUGACAGAGGACUCUUCAUAUGUCCAGUUCCACAACUAUUGCAAACCCGAUCAAGGAGGUCUCAAUCUACUGGUACAUCAUUUUGAUGGCAGGAUAGAGUUCUUUGAGAGUAAUGUUGCAGAUCUUUUUGAUCCUUCUCCUAGGAAAAAUAGGUUUACCCCGAAAGCAACGUGGACUGGCCAUGCUUCCACGGUUGGGAAAAUAAUUAGAAAUGUCAGUGGAAGAGCCGUGGUCUCAAGGACGAAUGGAAAUGAAGGGAUCGUAUGGAAACAUAUGAAUCGUGAGGGAGGAACUUCUGUACAACGCCAGAGUAUCAUCACCGAGAGCGAUCAUAUCCAUAGGAUCUGUGUGAUGCGAAAGGGCAAUUUUGUCAUAUAUUUACAUUAUGACAAAGUUGUACUUUGGGAUACCCGAAAAGCCCAGGGGACGCGCCUUGCAACAUGUUCCUAUACAGUUGAGGGCAAGCCACUUUGUAUUCUCAUGCUUCCUGAAGUUACAAAAGAGGGGCCUGUAGCUCACAUAGCAACCGUCACCUCCGAGAUGAAAGGUAUUGUCUGGGAGGUUCAACUUCCUCAAAGCCGUGGGCCUACAGAACAGAAUGGCUUUCCCGAACCCUCCAUCAGGGAGUUCUGUCAAUUCGAUCUUGGGAUCGAUGAUGAUGUUUCGUAUGUCCUGCCUGUAGACCCUGCUGGAUCGCCUCCAGUGAUUUCUGGCUUUCUCGAUACUUUCGCGAGAGAUAUUGCUAUUUCGUAUACGCAUUCCGGUAUGCUUCGAUCCUGGACCGCGAAGAUUGAUUUCGCGAAUCAGAAAGUUGAUUGGCUGGAGACCUGUUCUGUCGAUACCGGAAUAAGCGAACCCGCACUUGCGAGCGGUAGUUCCAUCCGAAAAGCCGCACUCGUGAAUUCUACCAGAUCCAAACUGACGAUCUGGGAUGUUCGGGGAGCUCAGCUCGAGUAUUCUGAAGACUACGAAUCGCAGGAUACGAUUCGAGAUUUGGACUGGACAUCGACACCGGAUGACCAGUCUAUUCUAGCUGUAGGAUUUCAGUACAGGGUUAUUCUACUCGCACAGAUGCGCUAUGACUACCUACACAAAGGUCCCGCGUGGGCUGCUAUUAGAGAGUUCAACAUCCGAGACCUCACACCCCAUCCCAUUGGCGACUCGACAUGGUUGGGAGGGGGGAAUCUCAUAAUUGGUGCUGGAAAUCAGUUAUUUGUGUUUGACAAGGCCGCUGAUACUGCGGCUCCUGUGGUGACGAAUCUUGGACUUGCACCCCAGAAAACUUGGAGUCUAUUCGAAGUUGUCUCCAGGUUAAACGGUCCUCUUCCAGUCUAUCAUCCCCAGUUCUUGGGCCAAUGCAUACUGGCUGGGAAGAGCGCACUCGUUCAGAAAGUUUUGAUUGCGCUGUACAAGACGCUCAAGUAUUAUGUUGAGAGUGAUGUAAUUGACAGUCAUCUGGGGAUGGACCUGGAGGAGUUUUAUGAAUCGUCCAAUGUAAGUCGUCUUCGUAUUCUGAAACUAUGGACAUAUUACCAACUAGUAUAGGCCAUAUCGUCCUCGACGACCACCAACAAAGGCUCAAAGGCUUUUAGCAAUUUCACGGAGGAAGAGGAUGAAGUGGAAACAGUCACAGAAGAGGUGGCACUUGCGAUCAACGAAAAGCUCGCCAAAGUCGCAUUGCCUCAACUCUCUAGACAAGAGCAAAUCCAUUUAGCUGAUACUGUCGAAUGUGUCUCGAUUGUUGAGAAACAACGGAGAUCCAUGGACGACAAUGCGGCUAGAUUUAUGCUUUUUUUCCGACAGCUUGCUCUGCGCAGAGGGAGAGCAAAUGAAGUCAGCAUCAGCUGGAGAGAAAUUGUUUGGGCAUAUCACAGUAACAGCCAGGACAUCCUAGUAGAUAUGGUAAAUCGACAAUUCCAUGGGAAGAUGUUAUGGGAGAAUGCCAGAGAGAGUGGAGUGUUCAUGUGGAUGACGGAUCUUAUCGCCCUGGUAGGAAUUCUAUGUGAAGUCUGACUGGGAAGUCAAUGCUAAUAACCUGGUUUCAGAAAUCCCAAUUCGAGAAUAUUGCCCGGAAUGAAUAUACCAAGAGCGAAAUGAAGAACCCCGUUGAUUGCACACUGUUCUACCUGGCCCUGAAGAAGAAGGCUGUUCUUCAGGGUCUUUGGAGAAUGGCGGCUUGGAAUCGGGAACAGUCUGCUACUGUUAAGCUUCUUAGUAACAACUUCCAGGAUAAGAAGUGGAAGACGGCUGCUAUGAAGAAUGCCUACGCAUUAUUGGGGAAGCGUAGGAAUGGUGAGCAAGCAUUAACUUAUAUCAUCGAAGUGGACUUAUUGCUAACUUUGCGAAUUAGAGUAUGCAGCAGCUUUCUUCUUGCUAGCGGAUUGUCUCAAAGAUGCCGUGAACGUGAUCUUGAAUCAACUUAAAGAUGUCCAGCUCGCGAUUGCGGUGGCUAGGGUGUAUGAAGGGGAUCGAGGACCCGUGUUAAGGGAACUUCUGCAGGACAAGGUACUACCGCUCGCUGCACAAGAGGGCAAUCGGUGGUUGGCAUCUUGGGCGUUCUGGAUGCUUCAUCGAAGGGAUAUGUCUGUACGAGCUCUUAUCGUAAGUCUUCUCUCCCUUCUUGUACCAAUACAACCUAACAAUUUCAAGUCACCAGUCUACACCCUGCUCGAAACGCCCCAAACACCAGACCUCCAAUCCAAACUCUUCCUCACCGACGACCCGGCUCUGGUGGUGUUAUACUCCCAGCUCCGCCAGAAAACGCUGCAGACCCUCCGGGGCGCCUCGAAGAUCACGCCGAAAGUUGAGUGGACGUUUGUGCUACACAACGCACGAUUGUACGAUCGCAUGGGCUGCGAUCUCCUCGCGCUGGAUCUGGUAAGGAAUUGGGAGUUCCUUCUUCCCGCUCCGACUGCGACGUCGCUGCAAAGUGCCCCUGGACUUAGGGGGAUGUUGAGGAGACGCAGUAGUCUUGUGGUUGCGGAUUUGCCGGCUGUCAAUGAGGGUGGGAUCGGUGGUUUUGGGGGCGCAGUUGGCGAGAUGAAGAGUGGUGGGGGCCUGGGGAAGGGAAAGCCGCCGCCGAGUGUUUUUGAGGAGCCGGAAACGAGUAGUUUGUUGGAUAGUUUUGGGUUCUAAGGGGGAGAUGGGGAGAUGCGUAGAUGGGCGGGGUGGGAGGCGUGUGUGUGGAAAGGUGGAUCUGUAUUUCUAUUGAUGGG
Molecule: messenger RNA, 9409 nt
Organism: Hymenoscyphus albidus
Lineage: Eukaryota; Fungi; Ascomycota; Leotiomycetes; Helotiales; Helotiaceae
Source: the annotation of a GenBank genome assembly